GUGUCACCUACUCGGACACGGUGAGCGCCACGGAGCCGUGCAAGCCCUGCACGCAGUGCGUGGGGCUGCAGAGCAUGUCCGCACCCUGCGUGGAGUCGGACGACGCCGUGUGCCGCUGUUCCUAUGGCUACUACCAGGAUGAGCCCAACGGGACCUGCAAGGAGUGCCGGGUGUGCGAGGUGGGCUUCGGCCUCAUGUUCCCCUGCCAGGACUCGCAGGACACGGUCUGCGAGGAAUGUCCCGAGGGCACCUUCUCCAGUGAAGCCAACUUCGUGGACCCCUGCCUGCCCUGCACCACCUGCGAGGAGAACGAGGUGAUGGUGAAGGAGUGCACGGCCAUCUCGGAUGCUGAGUGCAGAG
Messenger RNA from Balearica regulorum gibbericeps (East African grey crowned-crane), 360 nucleotides. The record is from RefSeq and is a predicted model, not a curated record. NCBI's taxonomy places the organism in Eukaryota, Metazoa, Chordata, Aves, Gruiformes, Gruidae.